Chelmon rostratus (copperband butterflyfish) is the source of this 5913-nucleotide messenger RNA. RefSeq lists its product as uncharacterized. The record is from RefSeq and is a predicted model, not a curated record. Gene Ontology annotation, cellular component: membrane. The transcript is spliced from 31 exons. Bases 250 to 5586 code for a protein of 1778 amino acids. NCBI's taxonomy places the organism in Eukaryota, Metazoa, Chordata, Actinopteri, Chaetodontiformes, Chaetodontidae. Gene Ontology annotation, biological process: cell adhesion.
GGCUUUAAAGUGAGAAAGAGAAAGGAAAAUUUCCAACGAACACCGCAGGGGAGUCAUAGUGGGGGUGUGGGGAUUUCCAGCAAAAAGCCUCGCUGUGAUGAGUGCUUCCAGGAAAACCCAUCCAGGCCAGUGGAGAGUAUAAAAGCAGGCACCUCAGCACAUAGACCCCAUAAUCACCUCAUCCUUGGAUGUGUUGAGACUAAAGACAUACUAAGAGUCUUCUGUAGGUUGUCACACAUCCCACUAAGAAUGGACUUCUGCUCUGGAUUACUACAGACCCGUGGAUCUAAGACCUCUGCCUCAUGGAUCAGCUUGACCUUUCUUUGCUCAAUGCUGUGCAUGUGGACUAGUGUAGAAUGCUGGUCAUACUACUACUCUAACACCACCAUGAAUUGGGAAAAAGCGAGAGCCUGGUGUAGGGAGCACUACACAGACAUGGUGGCCAUCCAGAACAAGGAGGAGAUCGAGCAUCUCAACAGCUGGCUGCCCAUGAAACCCAAGUACUACUGGAUUGGGAUCCGCAAGAUCAAUGACGUCUGGACCUGGGUAGGGACGAACAAGUCUCUGACAGAAGAAGCAACCAACUGGGCAGAAGGUGAACCAAACAAUGGCAAGAGUGGACUUAGUACAGGGGUGAAUGAGGAUUGCGUGGAGAUGUACAUUAAAAGGAAUAUGCAGCCAGGCAAGUGGAAUGACGAGAGGUGCGGGAAGUCGAAGACCGCUCUGUGCUACACAGCUGCCUGUAAGAAGGACUCGUGCCGCUAUGGAGACUGCGUGGAAACCAUCAACAACCACACGUGUGCUUGCUUUGGAGGCUUCUACGGCGAGCUGUGUGAGCAUGCUGUUAAGUGCAAGAAAGAGGAGGUGACCGUCCCAAAUAAAGGAAGUGUACAUUGCACUCAUAAGUAUGGAGACUUUUCCUAUGACUCCUCAUGCCAGUAUUCCUGUGAGGAAGGAUACCAGCUGAGCGUGUCAAGACCCCUGAGAUGCAAUGCCUCCGCAGAGUGGUCAGAGCAGCCUCCUACAUGUGAAUUGGUUCAGUGUCAGCAGCUGUCUCGUCCAGACAGGGGAUCCAUGAAGUGUUCCGACCCUCUGGGCCCCUCCAGCUACAAGUCCACCUGUGUGUUCACCUGCGACGAAGGCUAUGUGCUCGCUUCCCCGUCUAACACUCUUGAAUGUGGAGCGUCAGGAUUUUGGAAUUAUUCACAACCGUUCUGUGUUGCUGUCCAGUGCCCCGCUCUCCGGGAGCUAGAGAAUGGUGUCGCCAGCUGUGGAGACAAUGCAGACAUGAGGUUCAGCUAUGGAAACACCUGCAGCUUCAGCUGCGACCCCGGCUACCACCUGGUGGGACCGAGCAGGGUGACGUGCACGUCAGCUGCUCAGUGGAGUGAGAGGAUUCCUCGCUGUGAAGUAAUAGGAUGUCCUGCUCCUGAGAUUCCAACAAAUGUCCAGAUCAGCUGCAGCCCCUCUCUGUCUUCACCUGCUUCCACUGUGACCCCCUAUCCACCUGGUAUGGUCUGCACUUAUAGCUGUGACGAAGGCCAUGUGCUGCAUGGUGAACUCAGCAUGGAGUGUGUGAAUCCAGGCCAGUGGACAUCUACACCACCAACCUGCACAGCAGUGAGAUGCCCCUCGCUUGAGGAGCCUGAAAAUGGCCACAUCAACUGCUCAAACAGUGAGCUGGUGUACAACUCACAGUGCUCCUUCACAUGCAAGCAAGAUUACCUAUUAGUCGGACAUGAGCUGCUCACCUGUGAUCGUCAUGGCAAUUGGACAGGAGAGAAACCCACCUGCCAAGCUCCUCCAUCUCAGAUAGCUGGCAUUGCAUCCGGUGUGGCAGCAGGGGGCACUCUGUUAUCUGGUCUGUCUCUGGCUGUUUGGAUCCUGAAACGACUGAAGCAGAAAGCCACCAAGUUUGAGCUGAACAGCAACUCGGACAUAGAGGUCCCUCCACAGGUCUACAAAAACAGCAUUGACAGUAGCUGUUUGGCUGAGACUGCCUUGGGCUGGACUUAUCAUUACUCAAACAAGACCAUGAACUGGACCCAGGCCCGCCAGUGGUGCCAGACCACUUACACAGACAUGGUGGUCAUCCAAAACCAGAAAGAGAACGACUAUCUGGUCUCGCAACUGCCAAACAGAACUAGGAGUCCAUAUUUUUGGAUUGGAAUCACUAAAAACCAUAAGAAUGAAACCUGGACCUGGAUCGGGAAUAACAGCACAUGGAUUGGUGAGCAGUCCUGGGCAGCAAACGAGCCCAACAACAACCACAGCACAGAGUUUUGUGUGGAGAUCUACGUGAACGGGGGAGAAAACAGAGGGAAGUGGAAUGACGAGAAAUGCGGCAAUCAAAAGUACCCGGUUUGUUAUCAAGCCGUGGAAUGCCCCCCUCUGUCUGAGCCUGAUAACGGGUACCAUAGCUGCUCGGGAGGAAGCCAGACAUUCAACUCAACCUGUCAGUUUAACUGCAACUCAGGCUUCCGACUGAUAGGCUCGCCAGGUGUUACCUGUGGGGUCACUGGGGUCUGGAGUGGCCCAAGACCUGCAUGUGCAAGCAGCUUGAAGAGGCCACAAAUCCAGCCAAUGUUUCACCAUUCAGUUGAUACCAGACAGUCCCUGCAUUAUAGGGUGCUGCUAGCAGCAUUUAUUGUAUUUGCCCAAGACCUGAGCAGCAGAGGAGGGGCACAGGCAUGGACCUACAACUACAGCAUCAGUCCAAACCGGAGGUGGCUUGAGGCCCGUCAGUGGUGCCAGCAGCAUUUCACAGACAUGGUGCUCAUCCGGAACCAGGAGGAGAACGACUUCCUCAACAAUCUGCUGCCAUUUAAUCAAAAAUAUUACUGGAUAGGCAUUCGCAAAGUUGGUGGAGGGUGGAUCUGGGAUCGAACUGACGAGAAGGUGCCAGAAGAGGCUCAGAACUGGGCCCCAGAGGAGCCAGAUAGCAUAGCGGGUCAGGACUGUGUGGAGAUUUACGCCAAGAGGGACAAAGACACAGCAAAGUGGAACAACGAGAACUGUCGCAAGAAGAAGGGAACCGUCUGCUACACUGCCUCUUGUACACAGGAUUCCUGCAGUGUCCAUGCAGACUGUGUGGAGACCAUAGGAAGCUUUACCUGCCACUGCGAUCCUGGUUUCCAGGGGUCAGGCUGUGAAGAGGCAAUCGCAUGCAAACCCUUGCUGGAUCCAGAUCAAGGUUCUCACCACUGUUUCUAUCCCUACGGGUCCAAUCGUUUCAACUCUUCCUGCCUUUUCCACUGCGAACUUGGCUUUCAGUUGAUAGGCACGCCCCAACUGCUAUGCCAAGCCAGUGGAGAUUGGGACCACCCUGUUCCUGUGUGUCAAGUUGAACAGUGUCCAGUUCUGAACCACACCAACAUCGGUGCAGGUAGUAUGAACUGCAGCCACCCCAUCGCACCUUACAGCUACAACUCCACCUGUGAGGUCCGGUGUGAUGAAGGCUAUGAGCCCAGUGGGCAGGACCAGAUACAUUGUGACCACAGUGGCCAGUGGACGGCCAGUGUCCCAGCAUGCACAUUGAAAAAGUGCCCCCCCAUUUUGUUUCCUGUUACGGGCGACAUGGCAUGUGUGGACUCUCUGGAGCCUUUCUCCUUUGGCUCACGGUGCAACUUCACCUGCCAGGAAGGCUACGACCUGGUCGGGGACGACGCACUCACCUGCCUGGCCUCUGGACAGUGGAGCAAACCUAUGCCUGUGUGCACAGUGGUACAGUGCAACAGUUUCAAGGCUCCCCCUCAUGCCUCCAUGCAAUGCCAGGACCCUCUUGGAGUGUACAGCUACGGCUCAGUAUGCACCGUGCAGUGUGAAGAGGGUUUCGAUCUGAUUGGCACAAACAUGACAAAAUGUUCCUCACAAGGCAACUGGAGUCAUGCACUUCCUGUUUGCCAAGUGAAGAGGUGUAACCCAAUAAAUCCUCCUCAUGGCUCCUUAAUCUGCACUGACCCAAAUGGCUCCUUCAGUUUUGGUUCUCGGUGCACUGCAACCUGUGAUGAAGGCUUUCUGCUGAACGGGACUGCCAGCACUCAGUGCAACUCCCUGGGCAUGUGGAGUGCAGAUAUACCACAAUGCUUGGUUAAGAGAUGUCCUGCUCUGAACUCUCCCCCUCAUGGCUCUUUAGUCUGCUCUGAUCCUCAUUCAGAGUUCAGUUUUGGUUCUCGGUGCACAUCGACCUGCGAGGAGGGGUUUGCCCUGAAUGGGACAGCCGACACAGAGUGCACCUUUCUGGGCAGAUGGAGCGCGGACAUGCCUCAUUGCUCGGCUAAGAGAUGUCCCUCUCUGAACUCUCCCCUUCAUGGCUCCUUGAUCUGCUCUGAUCCUCAUGAGGAGUUCAGUUUUGGAUCCCGGUGCAACAUAACCUGUGAGGAGGGUUUUGUCCUGAAUGGGAUGGAUGACACAGAGUGCACCUCUCUGGGCACGUGGAGCACAGACAUCCCACAAUGCUCCGCUAAGAGAUGUCCCUCUCUGAACUCUCCCCCUUAUGGCUCCUUCCUGUGCUCUGAUCCUCAUGGACAGUUCAGUUUUGGUUCUCAGUGCAACAUAACCUGCGAGGAGGGUUUUGUCCUGAAUGGGAUGGCUGACACAGAGUGCACCUCUCUGGGAAGAUGGAGCGCAGACAUGCCUCGUUGCGUCGCUAAGAGAUGUCCCUCUCUGAACUCUCCCCCUCAUGGCUCCUUCCUCUGCUCUGAUCCUCAUGAGGAGUUCAGUUUUGGUUCUCGGUGCACAUCAACCUGUGAGGAGGGUUUUGUCCUGAAUGGGACGGCCAACACAGAGUGCACCUCUAUGGGCAACUGGAGCACAGACAUCCCUCGUUGCUUAGCUAAGAGAUGUUCACCCCUGAACUCCUGUUCUCACGGCUCUUUAGUCUGCUCUGCUCCACAUGGAGAGUUCAGUUUUGGUUCUCGGUGCACAUCAACCUGUGAGGAGGGGUUUGUCCUGAAUGGGACGGCCGACACAGAGUGCACCUCUCUGGGCCACUGGAGCAGAGAAAUGCCCUGCUGUCUGGCACACCCAUGCCCCCUACUGGCCAAGGCUCCACAACAUGGGAGGAUGAACUGUAGCCAUCCAUACUCCCCUUUCAGUUAUGGCUCCCUCUGCGACUUUGAAUGUAAUGAGGGUUUCUGGCUGAGGGGAACAUCAGCUGUGACAUGCAACAAUUCAGGCCGCUGGAAUCAGGAUCUACCCAACUGCCAGCCGGUGCAGUGUGAGGCCAUUCAUGCCUUGCCUUUAGCCCUGUCUAUGAACUGCUCCAAUCCUCUGGGGAACUUCAGCUUUGGCUCCCAGUGUCUUUUCACCUGUGAAGAGGGAUUCUCCCUGAAUGGCACGAAGGUGCUGUCCUGCUCCUCCACUGGGUUUUGGAGUGACAGCCUGCCUAAAUGCACAGUGGAAGGCAUGUCGAUGGGGACUGCCAUGCUGAUGUAUGCAGGUGUCGGAGCAGCCUCUGUUGUAGUGCCACUUGUCCUGAUAGGAUUGGGUUUGUUGAUUAUGACACAAUUCAAGAAAAGAGGAAGUACACCCAUCCAUGAUUCAACAGGUUGGGAAGAAAGAGAAAAUCCAGCAUUUGAAUUUUGAGUUUUUUCUUCUGUUUUUUUGAGACAUUUGUUUUUGCAAAUCAUUCAAAAUAUUGGAGCCGAAUGCUUGCUAUUAUUAUAUGAAUCUUGGCAGUAGUACCAAAAGAUUAUAGGAGGAUCAGAGUUUUGCAUUAACUGAUUUCAGUUUCCCCUCAGAAAAUAUAAUAAUAAUAAAUUGGAUAGUCAUGCACAUUUUGCAUGAAACCAUUCACCUUUUGAUAUUAAAGAACCCAAAUCAUGAUGCACAAUUCAUGCAUGAUACACACAUAGUUUUUGUGCAGCUUUUGCUUCAUAUUCUGCUUGUACAUUGCUCAAUUGUCAAUAAACU